This is a messenger RNA of Phlebotomus argentipes, 2032 nucleotides long. RefSeq names its product ankyrin-3-like. The transcript is spliced from 4 exons. The record is from RefSeq and is a predicted model, not a curated record. NCBI's taxonomy places the organism in Eukaryota, Metazoa, Arthropoda, Insecta, Diptera, Psychodidae. Gene Ontology annotation, cellular component: cytoplasm; nucleus. Gene Ontology annotation, molecular function: protein binding. The coding region runs from base 398 to 1789 and encodes 463 amino acids.
CUGUACUUUAGACUGCGCCAGACAUUUGGAGCUCUCAGUCAAUUGACGAUCUAGCUGGUGAAAACAUCUCCUGAAGAGCCAUUGGGAGCAGAUAAAGUGCUUCAUAUGUCUUAAGUUAUAUGAAGUGGAGUUAUCCUCUUUGUCUUUAACUGUGGAAGAUCCACGUGGAAGGAAAUCGACGAGCAGAGUUUGAGACUUUCCAUAUGAAGACUUUUAGUGAAUUGUUCCUGUGAAUUUUCAUCAAAGACUGUGAAGAGAUUUUGAAACUGAUUUUUUUCUACAAAGUGAUCGAACAUUUGAAUAGGAUUUCAACUCGAAAGACAAUCCUUUGAAGUGAUCAGAAGACAACUCAAUUAAAAUAUCUUUUGAUUGAUUGCACCAUCGCUUUUCUUUGGACAUGCCAACCGAGUGUAUGGCGAAUCCUCAUCAGAGGGCCCUCGCGGACGCCAUCGUCCGGAUGCUGCCUCUCGACGAGAUCCGCAUCCUUUUGGCAUGCGGAUCGAAGGUGAACGAGCCCGUGACGCAGGGAUUGCGUCCGCUGCACUACGCCGUGUGGCAGAAGAACGUCCCGGCGGUGAAUCUGCUUCUGGUGCGCGGAGCGGACAUCAACGCCACUGACGAUUGCGGCUACAGCGCCCUGCAUUUGGCCUCUGAACAUGGCUACUACGAGCUCACCCAAAUGCUGCUAGAAGCGGGAGCCAAAGUGGACUAUCGCGAGCCCACUGACGAGCCCUUCCCACGCACGACACUCUGCGAUGAGCCUCUGCGCUUGUCCCUGCGGAAUAAGCACUUCGACGUGGCCCAGCUGCUGCUGGAACACGGCGCCGAUCCCAACAAACGCUACUUCUUCGGCGCUGAGAUCAAUCUUGUGUCCGACACGGAAGCUCUGGACUUACUGCUGACCUACGGAGCGAACACUGAGACGCGAGACAGAUCUGGCAUGACGCCCCUGAUGCGCGCCGCUCGCCACACGAACGGUCUGGAACAGGUGCUUCUGCUCCUGCACUAUGGCGCGGAUGUGAAUGCCAUGUCUGAUGCCAGAAAUGAUUACCGCACAGUUCUUCACUAUGCCGUGUUGUCCGGAAACAAUGGCCUUGUGAAUCUCCUCAUCAAACAGGGGGCGAAGAUUGAUUCUCCUGCUCCUUUUCCAGAGCCUGACAGACCCAGUCCACUGGAUCUCGCAAUCUUGCGUGGAGAUCCAGCACUUGUACGCUUGCUGCUCGAGAAAGGCGCCAGCGUGAAGAGAAGCAGUCCAGUCAUUGGCUCGCCAUUGCAUGUUGCCUGUGCCGAUAAUGUUCCUCACAGAGUUGAAAUUCUCAAAAUGCUCUUAUCUUACGGUGCAGAUCCUAACAUCAAAGUGGAGAGCGAACCGGACAGCAAUCAAACACUGAGGCCGCCCUUGGCCGAGCUUUUGGCCAGCAAUGAAACCACAACCGCCGAGGAGCUGCAUUUGCUGCUCCGAUAUGGCGCCAAGGUGUGCCUGAAGACACAGUACCGCGACCCAGACGGGCUCCUCAAUUGCCUGGCCCACGUUCCCGCCAAUUCCGUUGUGUUCACCGAUCUCCUGGCCGCCGCCGAAGAGUUCGAUCCCUGCAUGAUACGACGCAGCAAUUAUCUCACAGAUGAGCAGAAGCAACGCCUUCUCGAUACCGCCACAAAUCCCGUCCCGUUGAAGGCGCAGUGCAGGACAUUCUUCAGGCGCCUCUUGGGCAGAACGCUGCCCGAGAACGUUCCGUCGCUCUUCGUGCCGGGCGUCCUGAAGAAAUACCUUUUGUACGAGCAUAGCUAGAGUAUUGUCGCCCACGGGAUAUCUUACCACUGCACUGCCCAUUGUCAUUUUCUUCCCGGCCACACGCUGAUGAUGAUCGGGAAUGUAGAGAUUUCAGAGGUAGUGUGAUAUGUGAUAAAUCUGAUUGACUUGUAUUCUCAUUGUACAAUGCAAGAAACGAUAUUUUUGAUAUGGGUAAAUUCACCCUUAAAUUUUUGUAUGACGAUUAAAGAUUAUGGAAAUAAUUUGUAAUGUAAGAAUUGA